This is a messenger RNA of Lodderomyces theae, 1092 nucleotides long. RefSeq names its product cleavage polyadenylation factor subunit. The record is from RefSeq and is a predicted model, not a curated record. Gene Ontology annotation, molecular function: mRNA binding. The transcript has a single exon. The coding region runs from base 1 to 1092 and encodes 363 amino acids. NCBI's taxonomy places the organism in Eukaryota, Fungi, Ascomycota, Pichiomycetes, Serinales, Debaryomycetaceae. Gene Ontology annotation, cellular component: mRNA cleavage and polyadenylation specificity factor complex.
AUGCCUUCUAUACCAAUCAACUCUAGUAUUCUCUUUGUUGGCCAGGUUCCACGUGAAUGGGACGAGGAGACUGUCAAGUCGGUUGUUUGUGGGUCAGGAAAAAUUGUAGACGUGAGAUUAGGAUCCGAUGGCGAUGGUAAAAAUAAGGGAUACUGCUUUGUUGAAUAUCAAUCCACCCAGGAAGCCCGGAAUGCAGCACCCUUGUUGGGCUCGAUUUCCAUAUAUGACAAUGGGAAAAUUAGACACCUCAAGAUAGAGGGAUCGAAAGAGGCGUUCAAGGGGAGUGGCGUAUCUCCCGAACCAAGAAGAAUUCUUGCGCUAAGAAGAAACAAGUUACCAAGAAACGUCCAACUACCUUCAGCAAUGACAGGGGGAGGAAGCCCCUUUAUGGGAAGAGCAAACUCUCCAAUACCAAAUCAAGGAAUGCCAGUACCAACUGCAUCCAGUUUCAACCCAAACAUACCCGUUAACGGACCAACUGAAACUGUACCCAUGAAGUUUACCCAAGCCACCAAGACAUUUCCAUAUGCGCCUACCCUUCCAUUUGCGACUCCUGACAACAUAAAUGCUACGCUAAGUAAGAUCCAACCCGCGCAGUUGGUUGAAACCCUCGCCGCUAUGAAAAACCUUUUACAAGCUGACCCAUCGAAAGCACAAAACCUAUCUCAAAUGGACCCAGACUUUGCCGUGUGCGCAGCCCAAGUGUUGUUGUUGAUGGGGUUUGUUGAUAACGAGGUUCUCACCUCCAUGUCCACACCGUCUGCAUCAUCUACACCGCAACCCAGCUCUCAACCGUUGUAUCUGCAGCCACAAACUCAGCUAGGAAUUCCAACUAAUGGAAAUUCUCCAUACAUGGCGCAACUGCAGAUGACGGGAGGAGCUGCUGCUGCUGCUGCUGCUGCUGCUGCUGCGUGGCCGAAGUUGCCUAUAGAGACGCAAAAUGCGUUGCGGAAUAUGGAUGCUGAGACGGCGAAGAAAGCGCUUGAGUUCAUAAACAUGUCUGAAGAAUAUUUUAGGAGCUUAUCAUACCACGAAAAGACCCAGAUUAAUCAGUUUAGGCAAUCGUUGGGAGUACAUACGUAUCCUGUGUAG